Molecule: messenger RNA, 4545 nt
Organism: Symsagittifera roscoffensis
Lineage: Eukaryota; Metazoa; Xenacoelomorpha; Acoela; Convolutidae
Product: histone-lysine N-methyltransferase SETDB1-A-like
Exons: 19
Coding region: 2-4384 (1460 amino acids)
Biological process (GO): heterochromatin organization; negative regulation of gene expression
Cellular component (GO): nucleus
Molecular function (GO): protein binding; zinc ion binding; histone H3K9 methyltransferase activity
Source: RefSeq, a predicted model, not a curated record
AAUGGAUGGUAAACUGACUAAUUUGGUAAGUGAGGAACUGAAGAAAUUAGAUGAAGAUCUUCAGUCGUUUUCUGGUCUGAUCGAGUCUAAUUUGGACAAAAUUUUGGACGCUAUCCGCUAUGAAAAGAGCACAAAUGAAGCAUUCCGGAAGAUUAUUUCUGGAAUGAUCGAGGUGCUGCCGAAUACUCCACUACGAAGGGUUUCUGAAGAGUGCAGAGAAAUCAUGAACAGGUUAACUCGCAACCAUAUUGCUCUACAGUCCCUUGAAGGCAAAAUGGCGCGUGUGAAAAAGGAAUGGAAAACUUUGGAUUGUAGUUCUUUUGGGGAAUAUUUCUCAGAGGAAAAUAUGCGAAAGAUGUUGCAAAUGGAUUCUGACGAGAUCGACGGAUUCUGGAAAAAAUUGAUGUCCCAAAAUGCAAUUUCAGGCACUGAAACUUCCAGUGGCAGUCAGGAAUCAUGUUUUUCUUCUUCAGUUUUGGAUUCCAUUAAAACAACCCCAGAAGAAAAAUUUAUACAAGGUUCAGCUUUGGGAGUAAAUAUCCUUGCUGAAGUUGCCGCGGGGGAUCCUGAAAACGAGUGUCUAAACACAGCUAUUGCUGCUGAAAACAUCUCGCAAUCUAUUUCUACUUCAAAUUUACACAUCUAUGAAGAAUCGUGUGCGAACUCUCGUAAUGUAGUAAGUCUUUCGGCUGUCUCAGAAGAUACAAACGUUUUGAUCCAAAAGCUAUCUCUGGAUUCUUUGGCUUCCGACUUGAGCAGACAUUUAUUGCGCCAGGGGAGCUCAAUUGAAAGUUCCCUCACAACUUCCGGUUAUCAUAUGUUGACUUGCUCUGCACAGAAAAAUACUUCUUCAAGGUGUCUAAUGGCUCCAGGUGUUGCUGAAAGUACGCAAUUGUCCGACCAGCAAUUAUUAGACGACUCGCCUCCUCGAAGCAACUUGGUUUUACCGGAAUCACAGUUGCCUGAAAACUUAAAUGCGGAAUUGGUUCAUUGUAAAAAGAAAGAUCUGAAACGACAGGAAACAAGUUCGGAUGGAAUUUACGAUGAUGUUCUCAUAGCAAACAUAGGGGGAAUUGAGGUAAGAAGUGGUAGCAGUGUGUUUGCAUGGCGCAACAAAAGCAGCAGUUGGGAAAGGGCUGUGCUUAACUCACUUGUCUCACCUCUCGAUCCAGACAAUGAUCCAUGUCGCUACGAGGUGACAUUGCGGAUGCCCCCUUUUGAAAAGGGAACUGUAGUCUCCUCCCAAGUGGCUCUAAACUGCAGCUGUGACCGUGACUCAUUCAGAGUGGGCUUCAGAGGUCUAGCUAAAGUAGACAGAAGAGCGGAUGAAGGACCUGCCAGUGAUUUGUCGACUUCUUCUCGGAGUGAAUUGUCAACUGGCGUUAUAAUGGAACUGCCCUCUGAAUACACAAGGGAAAGAUUUCUUGUUUACCUGGAUAACGGAGAAGCCGCCUACGUUGCAGACGGAUGUCUCUUCCAUUUAUUCGCAGAGCAAAAACCGAUGCACCAAGUGUGGUCUGAGUGCAAAAGUGAAGAGGGAAGGCAUUUCCUCAAAACUUUCUUCCACUUUUGGCCGGAUAGAGUACGUCUGCAUGAGAACCAGACUAGGUGUGACUCCAUGCUGGAAAUUGUGAAAGACAACUGCUCGUACACUGCUAUGAUCAAAGCCGUCGAUUGCAGUCUAAUCAAAGUCAUGUACAUGAACUCCCUUGAUAUGAGCACAGAGUGGAUCUUCAACGGGUCUCUUUGCAUAAAAAUUGUCCAAGAGAAGAUCAAUCGCAUCAUGAGGAGCAGGCCUCCUCCAAUCAGUAUCAUACCUGGCGUAAACAACUUGCAACUCCCUUUUGUUCCACUGAAUAUGUUCUCAAAUCGACAUCUAGCAAGUAACAACAACAGUUACAAUAAUGGUUACUUCAAUGUACCUGACUUUUCAAGCCGCCGCUGGCAAUUUGGAAAUGGAAUAUCUAUGGCUAUUAGUGAUUACUCAAGACCAAGAUCCGACAGAUUUGGUGUAUCGUCGAAUGAUAACAUUCAAGUUCAAAAUAACAAACCUGUAGGAUUCCAAAAUGUCACUACGGAUUCUUUCUCUAACUCAACUGAUCAACACAAUGGGAACUUCGGUAGAAGACUUCUAGACGAUUCGCUGGAUCAGUUUUUGCUCUUCAAAGGUGGCCAAGAGUCCGAAUACACACACGUGGUAUCGACGCUGACACCAGACGCUGCUAGCGAACGAACGUAUAGUGUAUGUAGCACAGUGUUUACCAAGUCGAAGCAGAAAUCAGCCGACGAUACUUCAGAGUGCAGAACUCUGGUUGAGUUAGCUUCUGGAACAGAAUGUAAAACUCUUGUUGAAGUAACAUCCGGAACUGAAGCGAGUGAUUUAAAUAACAACCAGCUGACCCUGGUUCAAGCAAGAGCACUUGUCUACAAUUCACUUCUUCCAUUUGAGGAGAAUUUAUUUGAAAAACACUUAGUGUGUUCGCCUAGUUGCAUCUCCAAGUUCGAUAAAAUUUUCUCCAAUACUUCGGAAUCUUUGCUGCUCGUACCUAUCAGAAAUGGCUUUCAGAGAAUAAUUCUAUGUGAAGCUGAAUUCUUUGACGAAGAAGUUUUGAAGUUCGAUCCGUAUGCCUGCUGGGAAAGUGAAAAAGUAACCUAUAAAACACCCUGUGGUCUUAUGCUACGAAACCCUGAAGAGAUUGGAAUGUAUUUGAGUCAGACUGAAAUGAAGUUACCAAUUGAUUGCUUUUCAUUUGACCCCGAGCUGUAUGAUCUUUUCGAGUCUACUGACCUGUUGAAGUGUACCGUAGUGUCAGAUGAUGUUUCGGAUGGAGUGGAAACGCUUCCGAUAAGAGCGGUUAAUGACAUUGAAAAACGCAGUUCAUGUACCGUGCCCAUUUUCGACAAGUAUAUUCUGGAAAAUCUUUGGAGCGCAGAUGUUGGGGCCAUGAUAAACAAUGACCCGGAAUUCCUCGUGUGCUGUGACUGUACUGACAACUGCGUAGACGUGGCAAAGUGUGCUUGUUGUCAGCUGACAGUAGAGGCUUCUAAAGGCGACAGGGACUUCCCAGAAGAAGAUACUGCAGGAUACGAACAGCGCAGAUUGUCCGCGCCACACUACUUCGGUGUCUAUGAGUGCAACAUGAAUUGCGCUUGUGCAGCUGAUGGUCGGAAGGAUCUGUGCCACAAUAGAGUUGUGCAACUGGGCGUCAGACACCGCUUGGAACUGUUCAAAACCCAGCUGAAGGGAUUCGGAGUCAGAUGUAGAGACCAUAUUCCUAAGGGUGCUUUCAUUUGCAGCUACUCGGGUGAAAUGCUGACGGAUCAAGUGGCGGACUUGGGCGUCGAAUCAUUAGGACUGUAUAUGGUCAACUUGGACAUGAUAGAAGAAGCUGAGAAGCGCAAGCUGGAAAACCAGAAGGAUAGUUGGCGCCAAACUCAAGAAGCGCCCGAUGAGCACGAUGAACACUACGAAGUAAUGGGGCACACAAAAUUCCGAACUUCGUCUUUCGGUUCUUCGGGAAGUUCCUGGGCACCGAAACUCUCAAAGGCAAAAGAGAAAGAGAAACAGCUAAAGACUACAGCUGUGAAACAGGAAAACAGAGAACAGACGGCUGAAGAAUGCUCUAAAUUAGCUUCAGCCGAAAAGCAUCAGAACAAUAGCUGCGCCGAAGAGGCGAUGGUUGAGGAUGGAAAAUUGCACUAUGAGCCUCUUCUGGACUCAUCCGGAGGAGAGGAGGUUGAUGACUACUUCGAACGGGCCAACUCCGACCAGAGCGAUGACGACGAGGAAGUAAAACAACAGCAGUCCACAGUUGCAACCGGCCAAACAGCUUGCGGCGACUCUUCAGUCUUCAAACGCGAAGAGGAGCAGGUUAUUGGCCUGCCUGUUUCAAGCUGCAACUUCGAGGCUAAUCUUCAGCACAUCGACGAUCUCUUGGCCGCCGCUGACAACCUUAUUGGAAGGCCCAUCGAAUCUCCUUCAAAUGACUCGACUAAGGCAGAAAAUGAUGCAACUACUGCUGCUCAGGUUGAAAAUAAAGGAGCUGUGAAAUUAGUGAAGCACUCUACUGUUUCUUCCGAAAAAGAUACAUACAGGGCUCGCAAUCUCAUGUUUGGAAGCAGCUCCCCCAUAGUCAUCGAGGCAAUGCACUGCGGAAACGUCGGCCGCUUUCUCAAUCACUCGUGUGACCCGAAUGCUUUUGUUCAGAAUGUUUUCAUCGACACCCAUGACCUUCGCUUCCCGACAGUCGCGCUGUUCGCUUCAGAAUCUCUGACACCAGGCACUGAAAUCUGUUGGGAUUACAACUACGUCAUCGGAUCUAUCGCGGAUGUUUCCAUCAUUUGUCACUGUGAAACGAAGUGUUGCAGAGGAAGACUGUUGUAGAAUUUUCAACUAUAUCAAUGAAAAACUGUCUAAUUUAGAUUCCACUAAUUGUUAUGGUUAGUGAAAGUACCGACAGAAAUUUUUUUUCGUGGCUUGUUUAGACUGAAAAAAGUUUUCAGAUGUUUAUCUUAGAUAGACCAUUAUUGAUGGAGGCGGAGCAA